Molecule: messenger RNA, 2945 nt
Organism: Schistocerca serialis cubense
Lineage: Eukaryota; Metazoa; Arthropoda; Insecta; Orthoptera; Acrididae
Gene: Lipt2
Product: putative lipoyltransferase 2, mitochondrial
Exons: 2
Coding region: 1661-2437 (258 amino acids)
Biological process (GO): protein lipoylation
Cellular component (GO): mitochondrion
Molecular function (GO): lipoyl(octanoyl) transferase activity
Source: RefSeq, a predicted model, not a curated record
UGGCAAUGUCACAUGCUCAUUUGUCUUCCACUUUUGGAGAUUUCCUGACAUUUGUGGCCCGUGUGUCUUACGUUGAAUUACUUAUCUCUGUGUCAUGUACAUCACUUUGGAGGUAUUCAAACAUUAAUAAGAAUCACCCUGUAUUUCCAUCAUGAGUGGGGUUCUGAAGUAUCUGUUCCAAGUAGUUUUCAUAGAAAGCAUUUAGUAACAUUUCACAGGAUGUCUUAUCAUGCCCACCACUAACAAAACUGUAAUUUUCUCAAUUGAUUGAUGAAUGAUUCAAGCCUGCACCAGUGAUUACAGUAUGCUUGAGGGACCUACUUACAAGCAAGUUUUUGGUUGCAUCAGGAAGUGAGACUUGUGGUUGAUAGAAGGAUCCAGUUACAGUUUUAUGGCCACCACUGAUACUGAGUCUUGAACAAACGAUCUCACAUGCAGCUUCUAUUUCUAUGUUGGUAGAUUUCUGUGUCUUACCUAUUGCGGCAAAUAUAUUACCUCCAUUUUCCAUUAGCCUAUCCUUUCAACAUACACUUAAAUUUUCCCCAAAAAUUCCACAGCUACCAGCUUUAGGUUUUAAACAGCUUCAUGUGCCUAGUGAGCUUUGCUACUUUUCAGGAGCACCUCAAACUUUUGGAAUUUUGUUGUGAAUACUUUGGCAGUUAACUACUCAGAUUUUAAUACUGUUGCCUGCGGGAGAGGGGCAUUCCUUCGGGUCUUACACUCAUAAUCCUGUGUCUCCUACAGCUUUCAUUAUCUGACCGUAUGGAGAGUAGCGUACUCCUUGCGUCCACCCCACACACACAGUCAGUUACCUAGGCAGCAGUCCCUGAUGUGUAGUGCACACCCGACUCAUUUAGGAGGAUCCUACAGUUCUCAACCAUAUGGCGCAAGUCUUGGGAGUCGCAGCCUAGCUUUUCACAGAACAUCCAAAGUCUCUGGUUCAAUCCUUCCACUUGACUUGGAAUCAGGGGGCCACUAUCAGUUCUGGGACAAUGCUGUAAAUUGUGAGCUUUGUUGAAACUCGGUGCGCAAGACUGUUGUUCUCAGGCUUAUCUGCUAGUCACUGGAAUGAUCCAACCAUGACCUUGGAGUACAAACAGGCAUUACUUGUUCCAAUGUGUGUCACAGUCUGCAGUUAAUUGCAGUCUGUUCCUUCAACGGCUGCUGAAAUAGCCUCUUCAGCAUUUUGACUGAGGCCUCCAGGCAUACACACUAGGUGCACCUGGUGUUGAUUUCUGUUCCUUGCUGCCAUUUCUCUCAGGAAUACCAUUAUUUGCUGUACAUUUGAACGGCCGACAAUUAAUAGAUUUUCUUGCUCUUGACCCAAGACAAAGCAGGUUUCCCAACAGGUGAAGUGAGUCCCACUGAGUUAGUUUCAGAUCGGUAUAACACCCUCAGUUCUCACAGUUUCUGUCCACCCUGUGGAGGAUGGUACUACUUGCAUACCACACAGUCAAGUGGAUGAGUAAUGACAGAUCCCACACUUCCUGCAAAAGAGACAGGAUCCGCAGGAGAGGAUAGUACACGAAGUACCUCUGGUAAAUUGACUCCUGUGAGCUGUCCCAACAUACCAGUUUGCAGCAGCUGCCAAUCAUUUGACAGUAAUAAGAGCAAUUUCCAGCUGCUUACAAAUGUCAGCUAACUCAUCACAUGUUCGAGUAUGGCAUUCAGUGAGCCUGCAUUGUGGAUGGUGCAGUGUUUUCCAGGACACUGGGCCAUUCUUUGUUAUGGGAUGAUAACACCAGUGAUAAGAGUACUUCAGGUGGGACCAAUGACUUAUGGUCGUGCCUGUCAUCUACAGAGAAUACUGGCAAAAGAACACACAAAUGGCAACCCUCAGCUUGCUGGUUCAUUAAUUCUUGUUGAACAUCCACCAGUGUAUACCAUUGGCAUCCGGAAGAGGGAGGAGUAUGCUCAAGAUCAGUCACGUCUCUGUGCACUGGGUGCAGAAUUCCAUGUAGUGGAUCGUGGAGGCUUGGUUACAUUUCAUGGACCAGGUCAGAUGGUAGCUUAUCCUGUGCUUAAUCUCCGCUUUUGGAAAGGAGGUUUACGAUCAUAUGUGUCUAGGUUGGAGAAUACUGUAAUACACACAAUCAGUAAUGGAUUUGCACUGCAAAAUGUCGAAGCGAGGCCUGCACCAUACACUGGCGUCUGGCUUGGUAAUGCAAAAAUUUGUGCUAUUGGGGUACGAGCAAGUCGUCAAGUUACAACACAUGGACUAGCACUCAAUUGCUGCGUAGAUUUGGACUGGUUUAAGCACAUCAUUCCUUGUGGACUUGAAGGCUGUGAAGUAACCUCAUUAUCUCAACAGUUAAAACGAAAAGUUGAGAUUGAGGAAGUGGUACCUUAUUUCCUUACUGCUUUUGCUACUGUCUUUCAAUGCCAUCUUGCAGAUUAUCCUGCAGCAGAGAAACGGAAACUAUAUGUAGAAAUGUGAAAGAGCUGACCUUAUGUUGUGAAACUCAUGCUUUGUAUUUAUAAAAAUAAAUGAGAAAUGUGUUGUUCUCCCACCUGCUUGCUGAGGGAGGGAAUAAUUCUUCAUUGGUCUCCCCUGGGAUGCAAAAUAUCUGAUGGAGAUCUAAUGAAUGAUCUUGUCUGUUAUGUAAUGUGUGAGGUUUUUGCAACAUUUAUUUUCCUUACAGUCAACUGUUUUGUUUUGAUAGAAUACAUAAAGAUUUGUUUUGUAAUCACUUGUGUAUAAAUUGGCUGAAAAUGUAAUUUCCUUGUAUUACUAAGUUUCAAAAAUUAAGCAAGAAAUGAGAAACCAAUAUAAGCAUAAUCUGUGAUGAAAUAUCUGAAAUAGAAGGAAAGAAUACUACCUGAUUCUUUAGCAACUUACUGAGACCUGAAGAAAGAUGCGCUCAGCAUAUACAAUAACUGUUGAACACUGUGUAGGCUUAUAAACAAGGUGCUAAUGACAGUAAAACAGCUUGCAUUUUUCUACA